This is a messenger RNA of Podarcis lilfordi (Lilford's wall lizard), 2336 nucleotides long. Lineage: Eukaryota; Metazoa; Chordata; Lepidosauria; Squamata; Lacertidae. The record is from the annotation of a GenBank genome assembly.
GGCAACUCUCCCCUAGGAGAGGACUUUUGGAGGAGAAACACUGCCGGGGGGGGGGGGGCAGGUCUCCUCUCCAGUUUUGCAUCCUGCUCCAUUUCUGGAUAUUGCACAACCGGCGUCUUGUGCAACCAGGCCUGCAAGUGUGCGUAGUUGCCAACUGCUUCUCCCUGGCAGGGCUCUUCUGGCUUUAAGAGCCCCAGGCGAGACUUUCCACCAGGUGCCGUUUCCUUGCCUCUGAUCCAUUCUGCAACCGGCUAGAUCCCGAAGCUGUCAUGAGCGCAGCAACCAUAAUAUUGGGUGGGUGAAGAAUUUGUGCAUUCUGCUUGCAGGCCCUGCCAGUAUCCCUAUUUUUCUGAGUUGUCAGAAGCCCUGUCCUGGUUUCCGAUUUGAUCCCAGAAUGUUAAGGUAACCUUAACAAAAAGUGCAACAUUCUGGGAUCAAAUAAAGGGACCCCUGAUCAUUAGGUCCAGUCGUGGCUGACUCUGGGGUUGCGGCGCUCAUCUCACUUUAUUGGCCGAGGGAGCCGGCGUACAGCUUCCGGGUUGUGUGGCCAGCAUGACUAGUGAAACCAGAGCAGCGCACGGAAACGCUGUUUACCUUCCCGCCAGAGCGGUACCUAUUUAUCUACUUGCACUUUGACGUGCUUUCGAACUGCUAGGUUGGCAGGAGCAGGGACCGAGCAACGGGAGCUCACCCCGUCGCGGGGAUUCGAACCGCCGACGUUCUGAUCGGCAAGUCCUAGGCUCUGUGGUUUAACCCACAGCGCCACCCGCGUCCCUAUUUCCAUCAGAGAAAUGUUGGAGGGCAUGUGUUUGGAGGCUGGAGACACUCUGCACCUGCCUCGUGAUGGGCUUUUGAGCUGGUUCUUUUCUUUAAAAAAUGGAUAGGGUCUCACAAGAAGCAGAAAAUUUGCAAGUGACACUGCCUCUCCCCUCUUUGCAGGAACGAAGGAGGUUUGCAAGGCAGACCUGGACUGCAAGAAAACAACAGCUGCCUGCCCCUUGGGGAGCGACAGAGCCCAUUGCAACCAAGAGUGCAUCUGCCCAUGUGCAGAAAGCCGAGGGCUACACGUAGGGGUCUCUCUUGGCCCUAACUGGGGAUCCUGGGGAUUGGCCCCAGAGCUUCCUGCCUCCAAAGCAGCUGCUCUACUGUUGAGUUAUAUUAUCGUUUCCUUAAAGGCGACGCAAGGCUGUAGUCCUCAUUAUUGCGAACAAAGCUCUGAUUUUGAUAGGAACCCUUGAAGCUGAGACCUUUUGUCCAGGUGGCCCGGGAUUAUCUGCACCGUUGAGGGCAUUUUGGGAGAUGAUAUAUGAUGAGAUAAAAAGGACGUUUACUAUACCAAAAAAAAACAAUCCCUGGAGAUUUUCUUUUAGGGAUUAUAGGGACAGAAGUUCCCCCCAAAAGACGAUGAAGACGAUGAAGUUGUUUACAACUGCAGCUAAGAUUCUCUACACACACAAAAAUGGGAAGAAGCAGAAAUUCUCACCAAAGAAGAAUGAAUAAGGAAGGCGAUGGAUUAUGCCAGAUGGGGAAAGUUAGCAGCUAAAAUAAGUUUUUUGUGGAAGAGGGGAAACCCUUCUCAAAUUAUUUAAAGAAAUAUUAUUACAUGACAAACAUGGGAUCAGGAUUCGAACCCUGAGCAACAGGAGGGUUUAAAGAUUACAGUAGUUUUGUCAAGGUUUGAGAGACAGAAAAUAGGGAGCAGCAGAAGGAGAGAAACAGGAACAUUGUGGGAAAGGAGGUGGGAAGUCGGACAAAAAGAGUUUUUAUUGUGUAUUGAAAUGUACGUGUGAUUUUAUCAUAUGUGGUGGGAAUGUAAGAAAAUAAAGAACUUCUGGGAAAUGAUAUAUAAUGAGAUGAAAAAGAUGUUGAAAUAUACAUUUAAAAAAAAAACAAAAACCAGAAGCAUUUCUACUUGGUAUUAUAGGUCAGGAUAUUAAUAGGCAAGAUGUUAAAUUGUUUUUAUAUGUAACAACAGUGGCAAGAGUAUUGUUAGCCCAGAAAUGGAUGCAAGAAGAAAUUCCGACGAAAGAAGAAUGGCAGAUGAAAAUAAUGGACUACGCAGAAUUGGACAAAAUGACAGGAAGGAUUCGAAACCUGCGGGAACAGAGAUUCAAAGAAGAUUGGAAGAAAUAUACAAAUUAUUUGAAGAGAACUGUAAUCAACAAAUUACUCUAGUAAGACUACAAGAAGUUUUGUAAGGAGAAAUAUAUGAAGUGCUACAAAGUAGAUAAAGAAUAGAGAGAUUGGUUAUGAGUUUUAAACGUAACAGGGAAAAUAAGAAAUGUAUACUAAGAGAUUAGAUUGGAAAAUUUUCAGACUGGACUGGUGGAAGUCAA